UUUUUAUUGCUUCUUCCUUGUUCGUUUUCCGUUGUUCUGUUCUGUCUCUCAUUAGAUGCUUUUUUUUAAUAACAAAACUAUAAAAAAGAGAGUGUAAAAUGGAGCGGGAGAAGCAGCUUCGUGGUAUUUCAAUUAUUGCUGCAGAAGCGGUUAAUCCGGAGAAGUCUCGAGGAAUCGCGAUUCCUGCGGUUAGAGCGGUCGUGGCCGAUGCGUUGCUUCUUACACGAAGUCUCUCUGGUACGUUCUCAUCUGCUGGUUCUGUUCCAAUUCGUGCACCAGUUACGCUUGACGAGGAAGAUGAUGAUGAUGAUGAUGAUGGUUCUGUUACUGAGGAACGUAACUUAGACGAUAGUGGUUACAGUAAAGGGAUUGAUUCUGGGAGUGAUGAUGGGUUUGAGUCUGUUACUGGGGAUGCAGAGGAAGAGGGUUUGGUUAUGGAUGAGCUUAGGGCUCAUGGGGUUGUUUUAGGGGAAGAGUCAGUUGGAGAAAAUGGAGAUGGAAGUGAUUUUUCAGGAGGGAGUGUUGUGUUGGGGCCACUUGGAGGAGGUGAUGUUGAAGAGGAAGCUUCGGUGAAUAAGUCUUCUUUGGAGGAAGAGAGUGAGAAUGAAGUUAGUGAAGCUGAUGAAGAUGGUAUGAAAGCUAAGGUAGUCAUUCCCCGGGCCAGUUUGUCUUUGGAAGAUGAUGAGGUUUUGGGUGGUGGUAGUGGUGAUGAAGAGACUGUUUUGAUGCGUGUCACAAGGGCUCCCGGUGAUGAAGAAGGUGAAGUUGAAGAUAGGAUGUUGGAAUUUGAAGAUGUUGGAAUGGUUGAUGAACCAGAGUACUCAGGUUCUGUUCUAACUGAUGUCGUUUCAGAGGAUGAAGCUGUUGAGAUGAAGGUAACAGGUCUGUUAGAAGAUGGUUCUAAUGAUCUUAUGGUGGAAAAUGAGGCGAGUAUAGGCUUGGAUGGAAGCUCUAAGCAACUCGUUGAGGAAGGGGUUGUUAAUAGAACCACUAUCAAGGAGGAUGGUGGUGGUGGUAGCAUUCAUGAAUCUGACGCGUUGAUGGAGCCAGGUGAUGUAGAAGGAGUUGGAGAUAAUGCAGUUGAGUUAGGAGAAAGGGAAAUGACUGUAUUAUCAGAGGGCUCAGGCACUGGUACAGGUGAACUUGUUUCCACUGAGGAGGAUAUGGUGCAAGUGAAUCCUUCUGAUGAUGCUUCGGUGUCCUUUGAGACUGGUUUAGUUGUUGCGCCAGAAGAUUGCAGUGAGUUUGUGGUGGAAAGUCAAGGAAACGCUGUAGAUGCGGAUGAAGGGUUAGAUGAAACUUACAGCAAGCUUGUGGAACAAGGGGUAGGUCAAGAAAGUGUCAGCAAGGAGAGCGAUAACAAGGUUGUUGAUGGUAGUGCUUGUGAAGUAGAUGAACCGGUGAUUCAAGGUGAAGAGUCUGUUGGAUUAGGAAGCAGAGAAUCAGAGGAUGAAGACACUAGAUUUAUGAUAGGCGAGGGAAACGAACUCACUGAAAAUGCUUGCAGUGCUGUUGGAAAAUUAGAAAAACCGGAAUGUGAGGAAGAACUUGAAAUUGGUAUGACUUCUGAAAGUUCUCAAGUGACUCCAACAACUGUGGAUUCUUCUGUAACGACGAAAAACCUUGAGAUCCCUCAAGGGAUGGAUGUUGCUGUAAGUGGGUGUGAUUCUUCCAACCAAAAAGAUGGCCAAGAGACUGAGAAUGAAGGAACUCAAGAAUCAGAGGAUAUUGAUAUGAAGUUAUCACUUCCUGAUGAAGACAGAGCUUCAAGUUUAAGCUCCUUUCAAUUGGCCAAUCAGAGUGUGGAAGAUGGGGAGCAGAUUGAUAAGCAAGUCAGUUUUCAGUCUGUUAGUGAACUGAAUCAAAUCUCAGUGGCCAUAGAAGAAACCAGCUUGGUUUCGGUUAAGGAUGUUGAGAGAACCAUGCCUGAAAAUUCUUGUGUAACGGAAAACGAGACGCAGAUAUCACAGCUGAUCCAUAAUGACACUUGUAUGGAGCUUGACGACUACGAAGGAACAUGUGAUACAAAGGAGAAACACUCUGAACCCACUUUCCAAAAUCAUUCUGAAGAAUCAUCCUCUGACCAUUCUCUACAGCUGAUAAGUGGGAGAGUGAAGGAAAGAAUUGAGAAGACCAAGCUCAUAAAAGAAAAGAUCCAGAAAAUUAUAAAAGGAAUAGAUCUUUGCAAUGAAGAUUCACCUGUUACUGAAGAUGAGUCUCAGGAGAGCCUAGUAAGCGAAGAGCAUCACACGUCCUUAGAGCUUGAUGAUCACAGAACAAAGACAAACCUGCCUGAACAAGAGUUCCCACUUGAUCUAGACCUCUCCAUCAACGUCCUUGUCAUCGGAAAAACCGGAGUAGGGAAAAGCGCAACGAUUAACUCCAUCUUUGGGGAGACUAAAUCUGCUGUCAAUGCAUUUGAAGUUACCACAAAGUCUGCACACUACGUAGUUGGGAAUGUAGGAGGGAUCCUGAUAACAAUACUCGAUACACCAGGUCUCUUGUCCUCUGCGACCGAGGAACGGUAUAACCAGGAAGUGCUCAUGAAGAUAAAGAAGAGCAUGAGAAGGUUCCCAGUUGAUGUCGUCCUCUAUAUCGACCGUCUAGACGAGAAUCCAGACAUCCGUUUACUCAGAACCAUCACCACUUCUCUAGGCUCAGCAAUAUGGCAAAAUGCUAUCGUGGUUCUAACUCACGCAGCUUCUGAUGUUGUCUCAGAUUCUUCAAGCUACAUUGCUCAGAGAUGUUCUCUUAUGCAUCAAGCAAUCAGAGAAGCAGCUCCAGAGUUGAGCUGUGUUGAGCCGAGCAAGAUGCCUGGAAUUGUUUUGGCGGAGAACAGGAAAACUACUUGUCAGGAUUGGAGAUUGAAACUACUGAUCUUAUGUUGCUCUGUUAAGAUCCGGUGCAAAGGUGAGCAGAGUAAUACACUUGUGGAAAAGCCUGAUGGUUUUGGCUCUUUCACUUUGUUCUGUUCCUUGUGGAAUGUGUUGGUUCUUGGUUCUAACCAAGGACAAGCUUGUCAUUCACUUGCUGAAUUGGAGGAACAGAAAAGGCGUUUGCUGGAGUCAUAUCCUGAAAUCUUCUGGGACGAACAGAGUCUGGAGCAGGAAACGCUGAAGAAUCAAGACGAGGAGAGAAGACAUGAAGAAGAAAGUGUGAGAAGAAGAGGAAGAAGAGGAAGCUUUGGAUUCCAAGCUACGAAAAGGUUGGGUAUCUAUCUCGAUACAUGUGAUGUGCACACAGGGUUUUCAAUGGGGAGCAGUCGCAGUGGAAAGGUGGAAGCAGAGGAAGGGAAGAUGUUGGUGAGGAUGAGAAGCUCGUUGUCUGUUUUAGGUGCGGUUCAUUUGUUGGCGUCUGUAAUAACUUAUGUCUACGGUCGGAAAGGUAUUUAAAUUGGUGUAAGUUGUAGUAGAAUUUGUAACAACAUAUCUGAUUAUAUGAGUUUCUGUGUAUACUAUUGAUGGCCACAAGACCCUUUCUGUUUGAUAUGAAAUAAAUGUUCGGUA
Eruca vesicaria subsp. sativa (arugula) is the source of this 3506-nucleotide messenger RNA. NCBI's taxonomy places the organism in Eukaryota, Viridiplantae, Streptophyta, Magnoliopsida, Brassicales, Brassicaceae. The record is from the annotation of a GenBank genome assembly.